This is a messenger RNA of Cryptosporidium ubiquitum, 1632 nucleotides long. RefSeq lists its product as uncharacterized. The coding region runs from base 1 to 1632 and encodes 543 amino acids. The record is from RefSeq and is a predicted model, not a curated record. The transcript has a single exon. NCBI's taxonomy places the organism in Eukaryota, Apicomplexa, Conoidasida, Eucoccidiorida, Cryptosporidiidae.
AUGAAUUCUGAACCAUUAUUUGAUAAUACUGAUUUGACAGCCUCAAAUAUGUCAGAAAUAAGUUGUGGUGGGAGUUUAUGUUUAUCUACUAAAGAACAAUAUAAAGUUAUAAAUAGAAAUCAGCUAACAAAAUUGGAUUUUCCAUUGUUUAGAGCAGGUACAACAAGUAUUGAAUGUGGGAUGUCAUUAAUGGAAGAAAUUUCUGAAAUUGAAGAUGAAUAUGAAAAUCCAUUUGAAAGUACACAGAAAAGAAAAAAAAUUAAACAAUUGUUUGAAAAAAUCAAAGAUAAAUCUAAAAAAGGAUAUUCCAGUUUAAGAAAGUCGAUUUCAAAGAUUGGAAUGAAAAUAAAGAUGAAAAUGGGAUCAGAAAAAACAAAGGAUAGUAAAAGUAAUGAUGAUGUUUACCAUAAAAGUAUUUCUAGACUUACCUCAAACUGUAGUAAUGUUGGAAAAACAAAAGCAUCUUUAAGUUUAUCAAAAAUAAGAUUAUUCAACAAAACUCAAAUAUUGUCUACAUCUAGAAAAGCUAAAAUACAAAGAAAAGUUAGUCAAGUUUCAAAUAAAGCUUCUUAUAAGUUAAAUACAAAAUGUUCAUAUAUUUCAAAAAGAUUUGUCUCUGCUUCAAGUUCUAUUAAAUCAAAGAUUGUAUAUAAUUGUUAUAAAUUACGUAAUAUGAUUGGAGAUAAAUUCCCAAGAAGAAGUUCUAAGUUUGUUUUAUCUUUCAAAAAGAGCUCGGAAGACGUUGAGAAAAAGAUGAUGAAUUGCAACCAUUAUCAGAGUAAUGAAUUAAUCUACGAUUCGAUUGAGUACAUAAGUAGAAAUGCUGAUGAUAUUGAAGAAAUUCACAUAGUUACUAAUGAUAUUCAAUCCAAUUUAAACAUUGAAGAGUCAGAAGGAAAAGAUAUAUCAGUAAAUAAUCAAAAUUAUAAUGCUGAAAAAGAAGUUAGUAGUGAGAAGUCCUCAAUUAAUGACUCUCAUUCUGAUAAUAUUAGCAAUAACUCCCCAAAUAAUGAUAAUCAUCAAAUUGAGAUAGAUUUGAUAAAAAAUGAAUUUUCUGGACUUGAAAGUAAUAACGAAGUUGAUGAAACCACCCCUACUACAACUAUUGACUCUUUUCUUAGACUAAGCUCAAUGGACUCAACUUGCACAACCAUUCAUAAUGAUACAAAUUCAAACAAUUCAUUUCCUGUGAUUCCGAGUAUAGGAAAAGCCAUGGAACGGAUGGAGUCAUUGUACCAGGAAAUUAUUCAAUUAAAAAACAAAAACCAUACAAAUCCUCUUAAAUUUGAAAAAGAAGAUAUGGAAAUCUUCGAUUCAAUGAAGGAAAUUGUAGCGAAUUUAAAUACAUACAAAGAUGAAAAAGAAACUCUCAAAACAAAUGAUAGUUAUGAAGAAAUAAAUGAUGAAAGUUUAAAUAGUAGUCAUACAAUCACUAAACAAAAACAACCACAAUACGAUUUAUUAUUAACACUUUUGAGGCAAACCCUACAAUACUAUGAGAAUAUCAAAAACUCAUACUCAGAAUCUGAGCUUAAAGUUAAAUCUAGUGAUAAUGAACAUAUUAAACAUCUUAUUAUUAAUGCGAUUCAGAAAUUAAAUUCGAGCGGGGUUUUACAUGCAACAAAAGUUUAA